AUGGAAGCUUGUAACGACGUGCUUGAGAAACUGAAGGGGCGUGGGGUGCUUUCACAUCUGCUUUUACGUGCUGUUGUAAGAGUAGCUGUUUCAGCAUGUUUGUACUGGUUUUCGUUCCCUUUGAUGGUUUUUCUUGAUGUAAAAUCUAUUGAUGGUAGAACCUCUGCUGUGUCAAAGUUGCUCUGUUAUUUACCCAGAGAAUUCUCCCUUGAAAACCAUGAAAUACCAUUGAGGUUGCUCUUCUGGUAUCUUGAUCCACUCAUGCUUAAGCAUGAUGUUUCAAAAAUUUUACAAGAUACAACUGAGAGGCCUUUCCUUUGUUUGAAGAAGGAGUUUCAUGAGAGAGUGGAUUGGCAUGCUAUAGUUAUAUGCUUGGCACUUUCUCCUGUUAUAUUUAUCGAGACAAGAGCUCUGUUACAUAACUGGUUUCUGCUAACGUGA
Pistacia vera is the source of this 441-nucleotide messenger RNA. RefSeq lists its product as uncharacterized. NCBI's taxonomy places the organism in Eukaryota, Viridiplantae, Streptophyta, Magnoliopsida, Sapindales, Anacardiaceae. The record is from RefSeq and is a predicted model, not a curated record. The transcript has 3 exons. Bases 1 to 441 code for a protein of 146 amino acids.